Caenorhabditis remanei is the source of this 1641-nucleotide messenger RNA. RefSeq lists its product as uncharacterized. The record is from RefSeq and is a predicted model, not a curated record. Bases 1 to 1641 code for a protein of 546 amino acids. NCBI's taxonomy places the organism in Eukaryota, Metazoa, Nematoda, Chromadorea, Rhabditida, Rhabditidae. The transcript has 5 exons.
AUGAGCAAUGCUGUUCCUUCUUUGGGUUCAAUUGCUCAAAUCAACAUGGAAAAAGCAUUCCGGGCAUGUUUUGACAAACUCACAGGAGAAACAAAUGAUAGUGGAAGUCUCCUGAAACUUCGACUUGUCAACAAACUCUUCAAUACCGAGAGCCUUCGUAAGCUUCGAAUCCUCCAUAAGGAGAUAAUCGUUGAAGUCAACCACCACGCGUUCGCGGAUGAUGAUAUGAAUCUGAGAUAUAACAUGUCAAAUCAUAUUUUGGUGAAUGACGCAGAUCUGAUUAUAUCUGAGGAUGAGGAGAAAGACGAAUUCAGGAAAUACUUGAAUUUCCUGAAUGAGACCGUGCAGGUCAAAGUUUACAAGUUAAUGCUGAAGAAUGUGUAUAAAUUGGGAGCGACACUUAAACAAGUGGCUCAUGAUGCUAUAGUCAAUGUUUUGGUCGGACCCAAUAAUCGUGGGCAUCUUGUGGAGGUUACUGGGAUGGAGGAUGUCUGUAUGUCGGGAUGCGAGGACUGCACGUCACUCAUCAAAAAAUGCAACGUUUGCGGACCAAUUCAAUGGCAUGCCUUGGCAAGACUCAAGCAAAAUGAGAAGUUCGACACUAUCAUUAUCUCAGACAACCUACUCACUCUCAUUGCUGAAGAUGCCCUUAUGCGAACGCCACAAAAUGAAGACAUGCUACCACACAUUGACAAAAUCAUUCCACCACUACAGUGCACUAAUUUGGUUUUUGUAGUUACAGAUGACUCGCCUGAUCUUAAUGUCAGGAAUCAAUUCGGCAACGCUGUAACUACGAUUGCUCAUGGAAUCUCUCUGGUCAUUUUGAAUGAGGUCUUGAAGAAAUGGAAACCGAAUAAAAUAACACUCGAAGCCCACGUAUCAAGACCAACCAGAUGGUUUCCGUCUUACAAGUACCAAGAAAGAUUUAAACAUACUCUCUUUACGAGUUCCUCUGAUAGUAUCCAGGAGAACCAGCAUCAGAUGUUCGAACAUUUAACAGUAGAUCUCACAUUUGCUGGGAAGUUCAUUGAAGAUUUUGACCGCCAUAAUCAUGGAAGAAAUUUGAUUCCCAACGUCCUGAAGAUGUUUCCUACCAAGGAGAUGGCUAUUAUUUUUCCAAGAGGAUUUGGAUAUCUGCAGAACAUGACUUCACCUAACUUCUACCUCUGCAAAGCAAUUUUAUCGCACAAACCAACCGAUAUGAAAGUAUGGGUACAAAUGUACCCGGAUUGUCCAGAACCGAAAAAACAGGUGAUGUUUUCCGCUGCGAUUAAGAUUGAUGAUGAGAGGUUUGGCGAAGUACAACAACCUGAAAACAAUCCAGCUCCGGUUUUUGUUCGAAAGUGUUUCGGAUUGAACAAGAAAAAUCGAAAGAUAUUCAAAUUGAUCCCAUGUCGCAGCAGCACUUACGUCAUCGAAGAUAAAACGUGCAACAAUACAAUUAUGGUUCAGCUGACCGUGGUGGAGCACUUCUUCAAUUUAUUCGUUCAUGCAAUUCCACGAGGAACGCGCCCAUUCACAAUCGACAUCAUUCAAAGCUUCAUCACUCCUGAUCACUCAGAAAAUUGUGACUUUUGCAACCAAUUCAUGGCUAUCUACAAAAUGCACUUGGAAACUCGUUACCUUCCCCAACGUCAAUAA